Molecule: messenger RNA, 3121 nt
Organism: Dromiciops gliroides (monito del monte)
Lineage: Eukaryota; Metazoa; Chordata; Mammalia; Microbiotheria; Microbiotheriidae
Gene: LPAR3
Product: lysophosphatidic acid receptor 3
Exons: 3
Coding region: 277-1344 (355 amino acids)
Biological process (GO): G protein-coupled receptor signaling pathway
Cellular component (GO): membrane
Molecular function (GO): lysophosphatidic acid receptor activity
Source: RefSeq, a predicted model, not a curated record
CUCCUCCACCCGGAGGGAGGGCAGGGGGCGAGGGAACACUCACACACUCACUCCCACUCACACACUCACUCCCACUCACACACUCACUCCCACUCACACACUCACUCCCACUCACACACUCACUCCCACUCACACACUCACUCCCACUCACACACGGGCAUGCAGCAGUCCUCGGGCCGGGCUGCGGGCACCCGGUUCCCGGGGUCCGGGACAGGGAGCGGAGCGCCCCAAGACGGGCGGGGGCGAGCGUGAGCGGCUAUCCAGCCUUUUUCCAUAAUGAACGAGUGUCACUAUGAUAAACGCAUGGACUUUUUCUAUAACAUGAGCAACACUGACACUGCAGACGAAUGGACAGGGACCAAGCUUGUGAUUGUUCUCUGCUUUGGGACCUUCUUCUGCCUGUUUAUCUUCAUUUCCAAUUCUCUGGUCAUCGCAGCUGUGGUCAAGAACAGAAAGUUUCAUUUCCCCUUUUACUACCUGCUAGCUAACCUCGCCGCAGCAGACUUUUUUGCUGGCAUCGCCUAUGUGUUCCUCAUGUUCAACACUGGCCCUGUCUCCAAAACACUGACCGUCAACCGUUGGUUUCUGCGCCAGGGGCUCCUGGACACCAGCUUGACGGCUUCUCUAACGAACCUGCUGGUCAUUGCUGUGGAGAGGCACAUGUCCAUCAUGAGGAUGAGAGUCCACAGCAAUUUGACCAAGAAGAGGGUGACCCUGCUGAUCCUGCUCAUCUGGGCUGUCGCAAUAUUCAUGGGGGCUGUCCCCACGCUUGGCUGGAACUGCCUGUGUGACAUCUCUACGUGCUCCUCUCUGGCUCCCAUUUAUAGCAGGAGCUACCUCAUUUUCUGGACAGUGUCCAACCUUGUGGCCUUCUUCAUCAUGGUGGUGGUGUACCUGCGUAUCUACAUGUAUGUGAAGAGGAAAACCAAUGUCUUGUCUCCACACACGAGCGGGUCCAUCAGCCGCCGGAGGACACCGAUGAAGCUCAUGAAAACAGUUAUGACGGUCUUAGGAGCUUUUGUUGUGUGCUGGACUCCUGGGUUAGUCGUCCUGCUCCUGGACGGCCUAAACUGUACUCACUGUGGCGUGCAGCAUGUCAAAAGGUGGUUCCUGCUGCUGGCCCUGCUCAACUCCGUCAUGAAUCCCGUCAUUUACUCCUACAAAGAUGAAGAGAUGUACAGCACCAUGAGGCGGAUGAUCUGCUGUUGUUCUCAGGGCGAGACUGCAGAGAGGCGGUCUUCGAGGAUCCCAUCCACCGUCCUGAGCAGGAGCAAUGACACCUCGAGUCAGUAUAUAGAAGAUAGUAUUAGCCAAGGGACAAUAUGUAACAAAGGGCACUCCUGAGCUUAGGACUCAUCUUGUGCCUGCCGUGUGUGACACCUCAGCGCCAGAGAUGUCCCCUUCUCUCUCUAAUGUGUGAAUGAGAGUCACCACACAGAGGAAAUCCCUUAGAAAAAUAGAUGUUAAGAGUGGUUAUUUGUCUUUAAUAGAGACCAAUUACAAUAUUAUUUGAAAUCUUAAUAAAUCAGUGUAGUUUUAAAAGAAAGCAUAUAGAAUAUGCUGUCAAGAAAAGACACAGGCCAUUUAGAAAAUGUCCUGAGAGGAGCAAAGGAGCAGAAUGAGGCUUCUCAUUGCAUCUUCGACCCCUCCCAUGCAUUUCUGCGUCCUGGGAAGCCAUGCUUUUAAACUAGUUUCUUUCUGUUUUCCAGGGAUGGAGUCAAGAGUCUUUAGGCUUGGAAUUCUUCACCUAGGGUCCAUGGGCCUUAGAUUUCAGGAAGCACGGGGCAUGAACUUGGAUGGCAAAAAAAAAAUGACAUCUUUAUUUCCAUAUAACUUGUUUCCUUUGUAAUCCUAUGUAUUUUGUUUUAUGUGUUUAAAAACAGGGUUCUAAGAAGGGAUCCUUAAGUGUUAGCAGAAGGUUUCAUCAAACACAUACAAAAUGAAGAAUCUCUUCUUUGGGCCAAAGGAUGAUUCUUGACCUAUUUUCUCUAUCCUCUUGCCCACCCCAUGUAAAUGCAUGCAUUUAACAUUUUAAAAAAAUGUUUCCUUGCUGAAACAUAAUUCUACAAAUGAAACUAGUUCCAGCAGCUAAACUUUUAAUAGGAACCCUACCUAAAGUGAAAAUCAGUACAGACCCCAGAAACAAGCUUCUUUUCUUUGUUUUAAUUAAAAUCAAAUGUAAGCUCUGGGUUCCAAUAGAUUGCUUAACUGAAAUAGUAAAUCUUUUCAACUAGAAAUUGCCUUCAGUUAGCAUGCACGUGUGUGUUUUCACAUAGAUAUGGAUGCAUUUAGAUUUCUUAAUCUAAACACUGGGAUGCAUUCCCAAGCCUCCCAGUUUAGGGGGUCUUAGACAUUCUGCAGCAUGAUUCACCCUAGGUGGUCUAACAAACAGGGGCUAUAACCAGCAGACCCCCUAACGAUGCGACUUCAGAGAAGGAAAAUGAGAACCAAGCUGGAUAUCAAGCUGAAUCCAUUCCUCACAGGGUCACCUUGAAUUCAAGGCUUUGGGUCUGAUGUGUUCCCCCAACGGAAGGCCCUGUUUCCAGAUGGUGAUUUUGAAAUCACCAUCUUGCCUGAAUCUCUCAGGAUGCUUCUUUACCCUUCCCACUUUGCAGUAGACUGCAGACAAGCUUCAAAUGGUUGCUUUACCUGUGGACUGAAUUCCUAUCAGGGAUAGAUUCUGAGUUUUUUCUCCUUCGAUGAGCACAGUAUGCCCUGCACCAAGUCAGUUUGUUACAAAGUCUAGAGCUUUUUAAAGCACAGUAGUACAUAGGCGCAAUUUUUAUAGAUAUAAAACAUUCUGAUUUUUUAAAAGUAUGAUGUCAAGUUAGCUGUUGUAGUAUUUAUGUGGUUUGUAUAAGAAGUUUACAUUUGUGUGUGUGUGUGUGUGUGUGUGUGUAUGUGUGUAUGUGUGUGAUGGAUGAGCAAAAACUUCUUGGAAUGAGAAGAAUUGAAAAGUGAUAUUCUUAGAUUAUCUAAUAAAGAUAGCGUUCUGAUCUGAAGGUGUAGACCACCACCUGACCUGCUCCUACCCCAAAACCAGAUACAUAGAGUUCGUGAAAUCACUUACACACCUCCCCCACCUCUGAACCCCCCCCCAAUAAAAUAUGACUUCUUCAAA